This is a messenger RNA of Linderina pennispora, 678 nucleotides long. RefSeq lists its product as uncharacterized. Bases 1 to 543 code for a protein of 180 amino acids. The transcript has 2 exons. The record is from RefSeq and is a predicted model, not a curated record. Lineage: Eukaryota; Fungi; Kickxellomycota; Kickxellomycetes; Kickxellales; Kickxellaceae.
AUGGCGCAGACACUCCAGAGCCAAGCACCAUUCCGUCUGAUCCAGCCGCACAACAGCGAGCAGCAGCACGCUAUCCAGAGCCUUGUCCAAGAGCUCGAGCGGCUGUCGCCAGAUAUGUUCGCAAACACCAGCGGAAACGAGCGGCUAGCACUGGAGCUUCCGUUUGCACAGCCGGCUCCCACACCUGCUGCUGCCCAGACAACAAUGCCUGCCGCAGGAUUUGUAUCCCUGGUGCCUCAACCACUGGCCGCCUCCAUCGCCUCGUCACCAGCUGCCGCAGGCCCACAGGCUGCCACAGCACCAACACAGCCUGCUAGUCCGGCAGCACCGCUGUUCUCAGCAAUGCCCAUGUCGCAGCAACCUUCUGCAGCUGCUGUUUACUGCGGCAGCUGUGCCGACCGACCCGAGCAACAGCCCAUCGUCGACGUCACACCGUUCACGGGGCACAGAGUUGCCGUUUGGGCUAUGGAUCGCGACAUCGUCAACAUCAGCCGGCUGGCUGUCGGCAGAAGAGUCCACUCCAGCAGACAGCAGCAGCGAUGACGAAGGGCAAGAGCUGUCUGGUCUCGACUCCGACUCAUCCUCCGACAGCAUUGACGUGUGGUCAGCAGAAUACUCGCGGCUAGCCAACUCUGCCACCCGCACGAGCCUGUUGCUGGCCGGCACGCUCCUACUGCC